CUUUCUCUCUCAUCACAUACAAUAAUAUUUGAGAUAUGGAAUCACAAUCCUACAACUACUCUUCAUCCUCCACCACUUACCACCAUUGUUCAUGUCCACAAGGUAAGAAUUCCAAACCAUCACCACCACCACCACCACCCCCCUCUUACCAUUCCUCACUCCAUUCGGUCCGGAAGCUUCCGGCAAAGCCGUGGAAGAAGCCCAUUGCGCCGCUGCCACCGAUACCGCCUAGAGUCUACAAGGUUGACCAUGUAGACUUCAAGCAAGUAGUUCAGAAGCUCACAGCGGCACCGGAGUUCCAACCACGGCGGCUCCAGAGCGUUGCACCGCCACCACUCAGCCUCUCUACACCAACACCAGCAGCAGCAGCAGCAGCAGUAUCAUCUGAUAAUAAUAAUAUUGGUAAUAAGGGAGCAACCUUGGAGCUUUUUCCUUCUCCUAAUAAUAUUACUGCAACUAUGACACCAUUGUCUUCGUUUUAUCGCGAGUUAAUGUCUGAAACACUCGACACGCAGCCAUGGAACAUAUCAGAUAGCUUUGCGGUGGUGAGUCCUCUGGGGUUCGGUUCGUCGCCGAAUUCUCAUCCAUGGUGUUCAUUCCCUCUUCUGAGUCCGGGAACUCUAUCUCCCUUGGAACAAAGCACGGUUCUGUAGAUGAUCUAUGACUAAAAAGGCUAUAAUUGUGAUCCUUUUCUUCUAUAUCCGACAUUAGGGUUUCCUUUUCUGUCCCAUUUUGGGUUACUAUUAAUAGUACUGUGGAUGAGUUCUUAACCUCCGGGGUUUGCGAACUUCCUAGAAGUAUUGUAUUGUGUAGUUUUCAAUUGUUUCCUAGGCUCUUGGGUUGUGAGAGUUUCUGUUUCCAGCUAAAAUUAUAUUUUGUGGCCUUUUGCCCUUUCGGGUAGUUAUUUAGGCUGUAUUUGUAUUAUGACUUUGAGUAGAAAUUUAGUUUUAUGUUUGGAAAUUUUUACUCAAAAUUUUGAUCCAAAUACAG
Messenger RNA from Camellia sinensis, 990 nucleotides. RefSeq lists its product as uncharacterized. NCBI's taxonomy places the organism in Eukaryota, Viridiplantae, Streptophyta, Magnoliopsida, Ericales, Theaceae. The record is from RefSeq and is a predicted model, not a curated record.